Messenger RNA from Sabethes cyaneus, 9054 nucleotides. RefSeq lists its product as uncharacterized. Gene Ontology annotation, molecular function: protein binding. NCBI's taxonomy places the organism in Eukaryota, Metazoa, Arthropoda, Insecta, Diptera, Culicidae. The record is from RefSeq and is a predicted model, not a curated record. The transcript has 12 exons. The coding region runs from base 1438 to 8151 and encodes 2237 amino acids.
CCCGACUGACGUUUGCCAAAGUAGUCGGUCGCACUGCAGAGGCGCUGCAGUAGAGGCGCAAAAUACAACGCUCGCGCGCGGUUGCUGGCGUGUUUGAUGUGCUCUGGAUAGUGCGAUCGAUAGCGUGUGCUGUGCUGCUGCUGUUGGUUUCCAGACUGGGUAGCAAAAUUGCAUGCGAACUGUUGCAGAACAUGGAAGCUACGUGCUAAUUUCGGUUUGCAGUCUGGGACGGAAAGAAGAGCACUGUGGCAACGAAAAACAAUAAUGAUUAAAUGCAGCGAAGAUCCCGGUGAGAGAUAGAAGCUGUAACAUAUACGGUUUACAAAAAAUAAAACAUCAUUUGACAUCAUUUUUUCUCGCGAGUGUUUGAACGGGUGUGAUCUGAUAGGUGCCAGCGUACGUCCGAUCAUAUAUUUUUUCCUCCGCCUUUUCUGACUGAUGGCAAUCGGUAAAGCCACUCGAAAAGGUUGACGAGAAAGAUAGAGCAAGAGAGAAGGCGAAAAAAGUGUGAUUAGAAGAAGAUUUAACGGAUCAGUGAUAAAUUGCCGAGUGGAAUAAAACGGCAACAUAAUAGCAGCGCUAAACCCUAAGUGGAACUGGCCGCGUGUGAUAGAGAGAGUGCCGACCGAGCCGAUUACCGGUUGGUGAGAAAGGCUUGGCUGAUGCCAUCAAGCUAUUUCCAGCUUGCGAAACAAGGUCAAUAGAGGAGAAUUCUUUUCGUGUUUUUCCUCUGUUAUUGUUAAUCAGUGGAGUGGUGAAUUUUGAUUAGUGUGAAGUGGAAGAAGAAGAAGCAAAUAAGGGGGGAAUCGGCUAAUUAAUCGUUCUAGUUUGAGAAAUCGUGCCUGGUGGAAAUUGUACACGGAUAAUUGAUUCAUUACCACAACGAGAGAGUCGUCGCAGUGAUUCGAUACUUCUUGCUUUGCUUGCUUCGGCACCCGGUGUAAUUACAGCCAAGUGUACAGCGAGUGAAUACGCGGAACUGGAACCAGUGGUGCGGAGAAAAAAACUUCAAUACCUGACUGCUGCUGCAGCACGAGGCUAGCGAGAACUUUCUGUCUCAUCGGUGGAAUCCAUUACCAUUGUUUACCGAAUUUGAGUAACCUGAACUGCUGCUACCUGCAAGAAGUCCUUGACAGCAUAAAACAAACUAGAUUGGCACACAAUAUCACAGAGCGGCGAGUGCCGACCGACACCGCUGGGAUUGACGGUUUAGCAGGUGGAAUUCCAAAAAUGUUACAACCUAAUAAAUUAUUUAUGAGCAUUUAGUGCAAUCAUCACAAAAGUGGGUGAGUUUGCUGCAGCCUCAAAGGCGAAGCCGGCGUUCGCGCGAACAGAAAGAGACAGACAGGUGCGGUGUGCCUCUGAACUGCAACUAGAUCGUGACGAUCGGCCCCGAACAGCGCGCGGGAGUCGCGAGCAGUAAGCGAAAGUGAAACCAUGGAGAAAUAUGUAACCGUUGUGUCGGUCGAUGAUCAGCCAGCUUCUAGCAGCAGCCCGGCCGUGGAGAAGGGUGAGAGUGACCACCACCAGCGGCAGCUACCAAAUGUAGACAUUAAGGAAGUGUCGGCAGGAGGUGUGCCAACGUCGGCAGUUGAUUCCCAGUUUGUGACAGUGGUGUCAAUAAGCCAUGGUGCGGUUGGUAUGGAAGAAUUGGAACCAGAGGUAGUGCUGGUAUAUCGACUGCCUGGAGAGCGGUUGGGAUUUGGGCUUAAGUUUCAAGGUGGCACGAAAAAUAAUGAAAAAAUUCAGCGAUUAUUCAUUCAGUCAUGCGCAGAAAAUAGUCCUGCUUCGCGGGUUCAGGCCAGUUGGGGAUAUCUCAGGGAAGGCGAUGAGAUUCUAGAGAUUGAUGAAGUCAGUGUGACGCGAAUGACUCGAAUCGAGUGCGUGAAGUGUUUGAAAGAAAGUAAUUUAGCUAUCAAGCUCCUGGUAAGAAACGGUGAAGGUAAAGUACAAAACUUUUACGACGAAAACGGAGACGUUCCGGACAGAAAAAGUGUUCCACCUCCACCGCCUCCGGUUCCGCCACGGAAGUUGAACAAACGAAAGUCCGUGGAUCUGGCUGUUAGCCAUGACCCCCCGGUAAAGCAACUCGUUGAAAUUGUGCAUCCACCCGAUGCAGAGGUGUAUUCGAAUCUAUUUUCGGAUGAUAUCAGUGAUUUAAUCAGCGAAUCCGACGAUACUGCCAGUACAAUUUCCACAGUCAUAGAUAAGUACUCCAUUUGUUCUAGUCUAUCAUCCGAAGAUUACACAAUUUCGUCUAACCCUAGCAGCUUGGAACUAGCAAAGGCUCUGAAACCGUUCACACUUUUGGAAAAAGAAUUCAACCUAGAGAGUAAGUUGGAAAACAAUCUUUUCACCUUCCAGCCAGCCUCGGUGAAUGUAGUCCAAUUGGAGGUGGAAGCCGAGCCUCUGUCUAAUGAUUACGAAAACGUCAGCAUAAACAAAAUCGAAGAAAACAAAAACUACGAAAACAUCGUAGUGCACGCCAGCGACCAUCAACCACAAAACUACGAAAAUGUUACCAUUCAAGCCGUUACAGAACCUCAGCCAUACGAAAACGUAACAAUCACAACCUCAUCCAGUGGCACUCCGGAGCCAGCAGUUUACGAAAAUGUUGACCUCAAAUCUCCCCCACGGCCACUUCCCAGACAAGCAGCAGCAGCAGAACAGAAAAAGCGAGCCGCCCCGGUUGCUAAUGUGGUUGCUCCACCGCGCCAAAAGUCCCCACGAAUGGCACCGUUGCCACCGAUUCCACCACAAUUGCCUCAUGAAUUUAAUACCAUCCAAAGUUGGCUUCAGGAAGCCACCGAAGUCAUCCAUGAAUGCGCACUAACCGCCAAUAGUGCUGAAGCGGCGAAGAGGGAAAAAUCACCUCUCCGCAAUGCCGGUAGCAAUGAAAAUCUCCCACGGUUAAUUGAUUUCCAUCCGAAAGUUUCUAGUCCCUUUAAAGCCUCUCCGCAGCCGACGAUCAUAACGAUCGACAAUGUUCAAAUUGAAAACAGCGAACCGACACCGGAACAAACGGUGUCCGUGAAAAAGUGUAUCAAAAUAAUCGCCAACGAUGCGAACGCAAUGAGCACCAAUUACAUCGAAAGCUCCGACGAUGAAGAGGAAGAGGACGAGGACGAAAAUGAUGAGCAGGAGGAGGAGGAUGAGGAGAGAAUUUACGAGCCGGCCCAGAUGGAAGAAGAUCGCCAACUGCGCUGUUACGCUGAGAUCGCCGGUAUGGGAGCUUUCGACAGUUACAGCGACGAGGACGGCGAAAAGCUCGGUCCGCCGGAGAUUAUCGACGGUGGUCCGUCGGAGGCGUACUUCAACUACCAUUGGACGACGACGCUACUGCCGCCCAUCGGUGAGGUGGAGGAAGAGUUUUCCUCGCUGGAGAAUCAGCAGAGCGGCCCAAUCGUCAUAAUCGACACUGCUGAGGAAACGUUGUUCAACGACUCCAACAACAACCAGCAUCGGGAACCGAAACCCAAGCUCAAUGGCCAUUCUUCAGGUGAGACGCAUCAGUUGGGUUCGGAAAAUUCCGUUGGUAAACCAGUGUUGGCGUUGGUUCCGGCAACGAAAAUCGAAAUCUUCUGUUCAACACCAGCGCUUCAAAAACCGUCCAGUGAUCCUCCGGCCAGGUCCUCCAAUCGUGCUUUCCCCGGUGCUGGCGAUGGGCAUAGUAAACAAAGUGACGUAAUCGGAGCUGUUGAUGACACCGUGGAACAAGAAACAGCUGGCGGCGAUAUGCGCCGUAAGCAAAGUAGUAGUGACACUGCUGAUAAGAGCCAAGUUCAACCGAAUGCCGUGGAGGUACCAACAGCAGCAACAGCAAUCGCAACGUCCGAACUAAACCGAACCGAACGAGAUGCCGAAAUGCGUUUAGAUCAGUUGAUGAACGACCUCGUUGAUGAUAACGAGAACUCUUCUACACAAUCGAUUGUUGUCACGAUGGAGGUAGAUUCAACACCGGAGGAAGUUAGUGUUCCGCAGGUGGAAGCGAAAAAUGAAUCCGACCGGGAUGUAGACCAAGAGUCUAAUAAUACCCAGGAAUUUUGCGACGAAGAUAUGGGACUGCUGGUGCCCGUUGGCGAUAGUGUGGACAGUGAUUUUGAGGAGUUGGUCAAAGCACAACUGGACGGUGACAAUUCUGCAAAUUCAGAGCAAAUUCAACAGAUUCAUGAGAGAAUCAUUGUUGGAAUUGAACGCUCUAGCACUAGUGGCGAUAGUGGUAGUGAAGUGGAAGUGGAAAGUGCGGUCCCGAAAAUCGAUGAGUUACGCACGGGUGAUUGUGUGAAUGAUGACGCGAAACAAACAACUCCGAUGGACGUUCCAGAUUGUGGAUUAGACAGAGAUGCAGCUGAUGCUGACGAGCAACCGACUCGGAAUUAUCAAGAAUCAGGCAGCUCUUCUCCGGCAGCACUGACGCCGACGGCUGGUGUCCCCACCGGUAGCAACAGUAGCAGCGCUACUACCCUCGACGACGAACCGACCGGCAGCCCGACUGCCACGAUUAUGGACCAGAUGAAUAAUGUGGUGACGACAACGACGACAGCGACUGCCAUUGCCAGUACCGUCUACCAGCAGACCACUCCUGUGGCCACGAGCGCCGGGUUCCUGCACAAACUAGCGGCAGCACCGCCGGCCUUUUCACGACUGCCACCGGACGGGCAUGAGUUCCCGCCAAACUUCAGCGAACCAUCGUCCAACGGUAGCGGCGUCGCAGCGACGACGAUGACAGUUCUCAACGGAAACAGUGCGAUCCCGCUCGGUGCCAAGGGGGAUAAACAUUCCAGCUACGACGACAUUCCCGAUCUACCGAAAAGCCAUCCACCGGCCGUACCUCGCAAGGUCUUCCGCCAGGAUCUGGUACUGAAGCAGCUGGACCAGAACCAACCGGCUGAGCCGCAAAUCUUCAAGAAACCUCCGAUCUUCCCGUCGCCAGUUCGCAGCAAUUCGCUGGUGGCCGAUAGUUCUCCCAAUGGAACCGGCAAAGUGCCAACGAAUGGCGACGAAACCCGACGCCGUUCCUUCGAUAUACACGAAAUCAACAAACCUCCGUCGCGAGUUACUUUGGUUGGAUCGAAUUGGCGCAAAGAUGAGAAAUCCGAGCGGAGUGUGCGCGAUAAGAUUGCCAUGUUCUCGCAUGGAUCCGGCAACGGAGGCGGCGGAGCGGAAAACGAGGCCCCGCAGUCGUUGCGCAAGUUUAGCAAAGAUUUCACCAAGAGUUCGGAGAAUCUACUUGGUGCCGGUGAAGGUGGUUACUCGCGAAAGAGUGUUGAUCCUAUUGAAACCUAUGCCACCCUGAGAAAGAAGGCACAUAGCGUGGAAAAUUUGGACGAGGUCGAUAGUAUUCCAACUGGUGCAGAGUUCAAGGCUUCCGAGAGUAAUGGCUACAAAACUAAGUUCAGCUUGGAGACGUCUAAACCGGUGGUUUUGGGAAAAGCGUACAGUGUGGAGAAUUUGAAUCCUUCCAAUGGGAUUAAAUCUUCGGGUGAGGAGAGUAACAAGCUUGAAAGCGCAGGGUUAUUCGGAAGUGCCAAGAUUCUAUCGAGAACCACUAGUUUUUCUGGUUAUUCCAACGGAAAUAGCUUGGCAUCGAUCAGCAAUACUAAUAACGUUGAAGAGAGGAGAAAGUCAUCGAUUACUAGCCUCCUGGAGCAACGAAAGAAAUCAAUGUCCAAGUUAAGAGGUUUAGUCAUUCCUGAAAAAGUGCCAGAGACGGAAGUUCUUCAGGAUUCCAAAAUAAUCGGUCUUCCUAUUAUCAAGAGCAAGGAUUCGGAGAAAAUCUUUUCCUCAAAUGUACUUAAUAAAAUCCCGGAAAAUUCUUAUGGCAGAAAAACGGCAACACUUCCGACUCCUGUGAAAGCCACCGGAAGCAUCUUUAAUACAAUGGCUGCGCCGAAACCACCUUCGGAAGUCGGUGGUACAUACAAAAGCAUUUUCCGCAAUCUGAACGGUUCUUCUCCAAAAAUGGAACCCAAGGCCGAGUUUGAUGAACAAGGUUUGCGUCGACCCCUGGGACUAGUCCCGCCAGCAAAGCCACCGCGAACCUCUCUCACCUAUCCGCCGACGAAGGGUCUGGACCAGCGCAGUCAAACUACCGAAGACGAAAGUGACGACAGCGAUUCGGUGCUGAGUUCCCGAGUGUCUACGCCUCCGGUUUCCCCGGUCGCUCCGUCACCACCGGAAAAGUACGUUCUGACGCGAACACUCAGCUCGGAAACGAACACUUCGAUUGCAAGCUCCAACUCGACGCUGACUUCCAGUUCCGGAUCGCAAGCGAGCUGCAGUUCGGUCGGAAGUACACCAGCAAUCGAUAUGAGCCGUCGUAUUUCGAAAUCUUCGUCGAGCGAAAUGAGCAUGAACCGGAAGAAUGUGCUGGCUUCCGCUAAGAGUCGCAGUGGACGGGGGGAUUUGAAGAUCGAAGAUGCGACCAACGGAAAAGCCAAGCGCUACGAAGAUGGAGAUAGCACGGAUGGGUACGAAGAGGAGGAAAGACGGAAAUCGAAGUCGAAACCGAGAGGUUCGGUUGGAAGUGUUAAAAGCGCAUCGAAUGGCUUCGAAGAAAAGGAAAUAACCCACUACAAGGUGGUGGAUGCGGUAGACAGUAUUGUAGAUAAGGUGAUAAAGGUCGCUUCCUAUGUGGAGGUGGUUUCCGACGUUGAGGAAAAUGCAGGCCUUGAGACGGAAGUGGUUAUUCCGAUGCAAAAACCGGUAGAGCCUGUAAGAGAGAAAAACAGUUUCAGCAAAUCCAAUCCGGUUUCGACCGAAAGCGGAUCGGCAAAUACAAUGUCCGAUCUGGCCAAGUGGGUUCGCCACGAAGCAGCAAAAACUAUUAACAGUAAGGAAAGCGAGGCACCUGCUCGAGUGGACGUCAAAAAGUUUACUCGUACAAUUUCUGAACAGACAACAAAAAUAAGCGAAGAACUUAAACCCGCGGUUAAACGGGAACUACGUUCAUCGGUGGAUACGAAAAAACUAAACCUCGCCGAAAUUCGAAAGUCUUUCGAAGCUAAAUCGAACAAUAGCACGGUUGUUCCGUCGCCUGUUCGAACUGCACCGAAAGAAAAUCAUGGACCGGCAACUGGUAAAACGCAACCUGUCACAAAUAAUCACGAUCGUUUCUCGUCCUGGGAUUCGCUGGCAUCUUCCUCGUCGGGCGUUUCUUCCCUGCAGGCCAACAGCUUGCUAAGUAACGCGGUUGCCAACUGCACCGGCUCAUCACAGACGCUCCAGAGCACACCUUCCGACUACGGAAGCUUCUCGUCGCUGGGCAGCAGUCACAGUCUGAUCACCCCGCAAGAUCUUCAGCUGAUCAUCGAAGAAGCGGACCCUCCACUGGCCACGCCGGAAGCGUUCGUCAUUGUUCUGCAGCGUGAAACACCGGAGUCCAGCAUUGGAAUCACGCUGGCAGGUGGUUCCGACUACGAGGCGAAGGAAAUUACGAUCCAUAAAAUCCUGAACAACUCACCGGCGGAGAAAGACGGUAGACUGCGUCGUGGAGACCGGAUUCUGUCCAUCAAUGGAUUAAGUAUGCGUGGACUGACCCAUCGUGAAUCGUUGAGCGUACUUAAGACACCCCGUCCCGAGGUUGUCAUGGUGAUAACUCGCUCCAAGUCACUGAUCGCUGACAACAGCCUGCUGGCCAAGAUCAAGCGACCAUCGCUAGGCUCGCUUAGCUCAUUGGCCGAGAAGAACGAAAUUCCCGACUACGAACGUAAAAUCAAAAUCCAGCACAAGGCAUCGCGUUCACUGGAUCUGGACUUGGACAUUGCGUCCAACGAAGCGGAAAGUGUCUUUGAUGGAACCGCUUCCGAAGAUGGUUUGCUCUCCGCCGAUGAAUCCAAAUGUUCCUCGAUCACUCCCGCUAGUGAUGAAAUCGUUGCACCAAUCAUCGAUGGGCGACUGGUGGAAAUAAUUAAGGACGGUGCCGGCCUUGGCUUCUCCAUCGAGGGAGGUUUCGAUUCGCCCGCCGGAAACAAACCGCUGCUGAUUAAAAAGAUAUUUAUGGGUGGUGCAGCGGAAAAAUCCGGUUUACUCAAGGCCGGCGAAGAAAUUGUUGCCAUUAACGACAUCGUGAUCGAACGUAUGACCCGAAUACAGGUCUGGAAUAUGAUGAAGAAGCUACCGAACGGAGUCGUCAAAAUUACGCUCAAGUAAAAGGCGGUAGUAAAAAGAAGUAAAGUUUUUCCUAUAAAAACAUUAUAGCUAGAGAGUAUAUCCAGUAAGACACGACCGUCCCCCCAGCACCUCCUCCUCCCCCCACAGAGGAGUUUGUGUGUGUGCGGCGGUCCCUGCAGCAGCAAAAAUAAUCAAAAUAAUUAUACCCUUAUCUUUAACGCUCCGCUUUCUUUUAAACGAAUUCUAGUGUUGUAAGAUGCAUUGUUGAUUGUAUAUUUUAUUUACCUGUAUUUCGAAAUUGUAUACUGAAAAGAAUAUGUUAUUUAUAAUUGGGUUAUGUGAAACGUAUUCGAAAUAAUCUAAACUAUUUUAGACUGAUCUGUGAAAUUAGCAACUCCGACUCGGUCGGAAAUUUGCGGUUGAAAACGAAGCAAAAUAAAAACAAUCGUUGAAACAAAUCAAAACUAUUUGGGUAACGUAUCUGUGAAUGAAACAAAACAAAACAAAACAAAACAAAAAACAAAAGGCAGCAAUCAUUAUAUAGAUAGUUUUAGUCAAUUAUGAGUGGAGAAAAACGUACUUUCUGUUUGCCCAGCGUUAACGUACUAAUCCCUAGCAUAGCAUAUUUUAUAGCUUUUCCCAGCAAAGCUAGUAGGUUACUGAUGUGAGCGCAAGUUGAGUGCAUUAAAGUGAAACUAUAGAGAUCCAGAAAAAAAAUAUUCUUGCCUUAUCGAGGAAAGCAACGCAGUACGGCAGACUAAUACAACACUAUAACUAUCUGCUUCUUUAUUUUUUGUUGUAUUUAACAUUGAGCCCGUUUGCUGAAAGCGAACCGCUACACUGUUUCUAAUCGCGCUAUUUUAUAAAAACGCUAUUUUAUUCGUGUAGAUAUUUAUGGCCCAUCAAAUGUCGGUUUCAAUAAAAAUACAGAAUAAAACCUGU